AUGGAAGCCAUCAACGAAGCCUUUGCAAAAUGCAAGGCCAAAGGUCGUGCUGCUUUGAUCACAUACGUGACAGCUGGCUAUCCAACCGUUAGCGAAACACCGGAGAUCAUGAUGUCCAUGCAGGCCGGGGGUGCUGAUAUCAUCGAACUUGGGAUUCCUUCCACAGACCCUGUGACCGAAAGCCCAACUAUCCAGCAGGCCAAUGCGAAGGCCCUCGAGAACGGCGUUGAAAUUUCACACAUCCUACAGAUGGUCAAGUCAGCCCGUAAACAAGGUCUAGCUGUCCCAGUACUGCUGGUAGGGUACUACAACCCUGUGCGUGCCUAUGCCUACGGAGAACAGAAGCUACUUCGAGAUUGCAAGGCUGCUGGUGUGGACGGGUUUAUUAUUGUUGAUGUUCCCCCUGAUAAUGUGAUGUGGUUCCGUGAUUUAUGCAAGUCCAAAGGGCUAUCCUACAUUCCUCUCAUUGCCUCUUCCACCCCGAAUGCUCACCUGAAGAUGCUUUGCAACAUCGCCGACUCGUUUGUUUGUAUUGCAGCUAGGAUGGGAGUUAGCGGAAUGCAUGAAAAGCCGUACGAGUGUGUGGGAGACCUGCUCCAUCGUAUGCAUGCUUGCACCGAGAACUUAGUCCCGGUAGCUGUCGGGUUCGGUAUCAACACCCGAGAAAGCUUUGUCGAUAUUGCUCGUCCCGCUGAAGGGGUCGUCAUCGGCAGCCCAAUCAUCUCCAUACUGGGAAACACGGCUCCUGGAACUGGUGCUCAGAAGGUCAAGGAGUACUGUCUUCAAGUUGCUGGACGCACCGAGCAUGAAAUUGUCAUAACAGAAAGAAAAAAUCAAUCCACCCAAUCCUUAUCUUCCACUACUAUCUACCUUUCCUAUGAUGGAGCAGGCGAUACACCCAAAAAAACCGACAAGACCACCAGUCUCGGAGACAUAAACACCCGCCUGAGAACCUUCGGCGGCCAAUAUGUCCCAGGAUUCCUAAUCGAAGGCAUCACCGAGCUAGAGAACGGCUUUGAGGCAGCAAACGCAGACCCGACCUUCUGGGCUGAAAUCAACUCCUACGCAGCAUAUGCCAACCGGCCCUCCUCCCUCCACCUAGCCCCACGCCUAACAGAAUACGCAGGCGGAGCACGCAUCUGGCUGAAACGCGAAGAUCUCGACCACACUGGCAGUCACAAGAUCAACAACGCCCUGGGUCAAAUAAUCCUCGCCCGACGACUCGGCAAAACCUCCAUAAUCGCCGAAACAGGCGCUGGCCAGCAUGGUGUCGCAACAGCAACUAUAUGCGCUCAAUUCGGCAUUAAAUGCACCGUUUUCAUGGGCUCCGAGGACUUUGAAAGCCAGCCUUUGGUUGUCCUGCGCAUGCGGAUCCUCGGUGCAGUGGUUAACCCCGUUGACGCCGCGGGUGGUGGCAAAAAGGGUACCCUUCGGGACGCAGUCAACGAGGCCUUCCGUACCUGGGCGAGGGAGCUGAAGACGACACAUUUUGUUAUUGGCUCGGCGUUUGGCCCGCAUCCGUAUCCGACUAUCGUGCGCAAGUUUCAGGCUGUCAUCGGUGCGGAGACUCGAGUUCAAUUCGGCGCGAUGAAUUCCGGUAGAUUGCCUGAUGCGAUUGUUGCUUGUGUUGGCGGUGGGUCUAACGCCGUCGGUAUGUUCUAUCCCUUCUUGGAAGAUUCAUCUGUUGCUCUUGUUGGCGUCGAGGCGGGUGGUGAUGGGUCUCUGGCGGAGCAGCACCCUUCUUCGCUGGGUCGUGCGUCUGUCGGUGUAUUGCACGGGUUGCGCAAUUCUUUGCCUCAGGAUGAGGACGAGGAAAUUCGCCACACGCAUUUUGUCUCUGCUGGGCUUGAUUACCCUGGUGUUGGAUUUGAGUUGUCGAGUUGGAAAGAGUCUGGCCGGGCUACUUUUAUUGCGGCAAAUGAUACGGAAGCCCUGAUGGCCUUUUCAUUGCUCUGUCGGCUUGAGGGAAUUAUGCCUGCACUUGAGAGCUCGCAUGCUGUUGCUGGAGCUGUGCGUGUUGCAAAGAAGUUGGGACCUGGACGGGAUGUUGUUGUUUGCCUUAGUGGGCGGGGUGAUAAGGAUGUGCAGACUGUUGCUCACGUUUUGUCUACUCUCAGAGUUGAUAAUCUCUAA
Penicillium concentricum is the source of this 2133-nucleotide messenger RNA. RefSeq names its product tryptophan synthase. The record is from RefSeq and is a predicted model, not a curated record. The coding region runs from base 1 to 2133 and encodes 710 amino acids. NCBI's taxonomy places the organism in Eukaryota, Fungi, Ascomycota, Eurotiomycetes, Eurotiales, Aspergillaceae. Gene Ontology annotation, cellular component: cytoplasm. Gene Ontology annotation, molecular function: tryptophan synthase activity. The transcript has 3 exons. Gene Ontology annotation, biological process: L-tryptophan biosynthetic process.